Messenger RNA from Symbiodinium natans, 825 nucleotides. Lineage: Eukaryota; Dinophyceae; Suessiales; Symbiodiniaceae. The record is from the annotation of a GenBank genome assembly.
AUGAGCCAGUUCGGCGUCAAGGGCGAUGACCUUCAGAAUGUGUGCUAUUUGCGUGAGGAGCGCGAUGCCGCAGGCCUUGUCGCUGCCCUCGAGGGUCUCGGCGGCGCCGGCAAGGCGAUCGUGGUUGGAGGUGGCUACAUCGGCCUUGAAUGUGCAGCUGCGCUGGUGGGGUGGGGUGUGGACACCACUGUCGUGUUUCCUGAGGCUCACGUGAUCUCACGGCUCUUCAAUCCGGAGCUUGGCCAGUGGCUGGAGGAGCAGUAUGCUGCUCGCGGAGUGAAGUUCGUGAAAGGUGACCAGGUAGCCGAGUUUGUUGGCGACAAAGGCACAGUGUCCGGGGUCACCCUGAAGUCCGGAGCUACGCUGGAAUGCAAUCUGGCCGUCGUCGGAAUCGGCGCAGCCCCCAACGUGGAGUUCUGCGAAGGGUUGAAGCUUGAGCAACGGGGAAUCGUCGUCGACGCAAACAUGCAGACGUCGACGCCUGGCGUUUUUGCAGUUGGUGACAUUGCCACCUUCCCUUCCAAGUACGGCGGCUUCAUGCGUUGCGAGAAUGUCGACCAUGCAAGGAAGUCGGCGUCACAGGCUGUAAAAGCGGCCAUGGGUGUGGAAUCAGCUCCCUAUGCGUAUCUCCCGUACUUCUACACGCGCGUCUUCGAAUACACGGACGGGCCCAUCGUCUUCAACUUCUUCGGUGACCAGUCACCCCACGCAUCCGUUUGGGGGGUGGGAGGGCUAUGGGAGUUCGGGAUGAGAUCCGGAGCUGCGAGGGCGAUAAGGACUCUACUCAGGGAUCGGUCUGGAGGGAGAGCAAGAUUUCAUACUUGA